Sesamum indicum (sesame) is the source of this 2135-nucleotide messenger RNA. It is a transcript of the gene ESD4, whose product is annotated as Cysteine proteinases superfamily protein. Lineage: Eukaryota; Viridiplantae; Streptophyta; Magnoliopsida; Lamiales; Pedaliaceae. Gene Ontology annotation, cellular component: nucleus. Gene Ontology annotation, biological process: proteolysis; protein desumoylation. The record is from RefSeq and is a predicted model, not a curated record. Gene Ontology annotation, molecular function: deSUMOylase activity.
ACAAAUUGUCAGAAUCAGAAAAACCACUUUGACGUAACAAACAGCUUUAUAUUUUCACUCUGCGGCUAUUUCCAAAUUCAACUUCUUUGAUUGCUUUCAAUUUCCAAAACCCUAAAAAAUUGUUUUUACCGAUCGAAAUCGUGCCAAAACCCCAAGAGGGGUCUUAAUUUCAACAAUCUUCCGAUUAAUAUCAUCGUAUGCAAGUCCCUUUUCCCUAAUUGGAGAAACCAUCCAGCUCUUGGAUGCAUCUGCAUUCUUCAGCUAGGGUGUCCGCCUGAGUUGGCCAUUCUUCAGUUAUGGGAGCUUUAACCAACAAUAGGAAACGCGGGGACGAUUACUACAAAUCCCUUGUUUCAUUUUCACCCUCAAUUGACCAUUCAUAUAGUCACAUUUCGAAAAAGCCCAAGCUUUCAGUUCCUAUGAGUGAAAAGACCCCAGAAAAUAAUCGGCCCACAUCGUCAAUUUCUGUUGUUUCUAGAAUUUCUCAGUAUCCGGCUGGGAAAUCGGGGUUUCUGAGAGAAGUUCAUGCCCCGGUGAGGAAUUCAAGAUUUGGGCUUUUCUCUUCUGCUAAGAACACUGAAAGUACUGCUAGUUCUAAGGAAAGUCCAUCUGAUAACAUGGGAAGAUUUGGUUUCUUUCAUCGGUAUAAUGAAGCCAGAGAUGUAGCGAUUAGAAGUUUGAGGUAUACGUCUAUUGGGAAACAGAAGGAGCAAGAGGUGAUUGAGGUUGAUAGUGGGGAUGAGAACCGAGAUGAUGUCUAUGAUGAUUCUAGCAUUGAGGAGGUGGAAAUUGCCAAUUUUGAACAGAGUAAGUUGAAGGGGGAACACGGUGUGGGUGUGGAGAGUUCGCUGGAACUUAAUAUCAAGCUUGGGGAGAAAGGACUGGGAUCUCUGGAUUCUUCUGUGAUUACGGAUGUAAGUAAUGCAACUGCAAAAGUAGAAGAUGUGGAGAAGAUGGGAUUAAUGCAGUUGGACCAGGUACCAGAUGGUCCAGGGCUGCCCAAAUAUAAGAGGUUGUAUGAUGAAAUAGACAGAAAAUAUUCGAAGCUGCCUGUCAUAAAGUUUAGCAUAGAAUUAUAUAUAAAGUUUCUGCAACGGCUUCAGUUAUUUCGGUCUCAGAAGAAAGAAGAUCAAAUUAAGAAGAAUGUGAGUGAGGAAUGUUUUGUGCCUCUUACUGACGAGGAAGAGAGAGAAGUUUCUCGUGCCUUGUCCAAUUCGAACAGGAGAAAAGUUUUGGUGACUCAUGAGAAUUCAAAUAUUGAUAUUACCGGGGAAAUAUUACAGUGUUUGAGACCUGGAGCAUGGCUUAAUGAUGAGGUCAUUAAUGUGUACCUUGAAUUAUUGAAAGAAAGGGAAAAAAGGGAGCCCCAGAAAUUCUUGAAAUGCCAUUUCUUUAGCACCUUCUUUUAUAAGAAGCUGAUUAGUGGCAGGGGUGGCUACAAUUUUCAAUCAGUUAGAAGAUGGACCACACAAAGAAAGCUUGGCUAUAGUCUUAUAGAGUGUGACAAAAUAUUUGUGCCUAUCCACAAAGAAGUUCAUUGGUGUUUAGCAAUUAUCAACAAGAAGGACGAAAAGUUUCAGUAUCUUGAUUCACUCAAAGGAGGUGAUACUCGAGUCCUGAAUGUACUGACCAGGUACUUUGUUGACGAGGUGAAGGACAAGUGUGGAAAAGACAUUAAUGUUAGUUCCUGGGAACAAGAAUUUGUGACGGACCUUCCAGAGCAGGCAAAUGGGUUUGACUGUGGCAUGUUCAUGAUCAAAUACGCUGACUUCUACAGCAGAGACAUUGGACUAUGUUUUAGCCAGAAAAAUAUGCCAUAUUUUAGGCGGCGGACAGCCAAGGAGAUUUUGAAAUUGAGGGCAGAUUGAGGAAUCGAGAACUGGCUGCUUCAUUUGCCAUAUUAUACGAUUGAGUUGCAGAACGCAGAAAGAGGAAUUAUGCAUCUGUAGAUGAGAAGUAUUUAAAUCAGCUUUUGUUAUUCUCUAAAACAUGAAUCCUGUCGAGCACAUGGAUCAAUUGUCAUGAUCACAAUGAACUGAUGCAACCUUACCUUUGCAGUUGCUGGCCUUCUGCAAAAUAUGGCACUAUUGCUUGCUUGUGAAACUCAGAUCAUAAGGCAGGUUAUCCCUAUCAAA